Molecule: messenger RNA, 750 nt
Organism: Schizosaccharomyces osmophilus
Lineage: Eukaryota; Fungi; Ascomycota; Schizosaccharomycetes; Schizosaccharomycetales; Schizosaccharomycetaceae
Gene: yml6
Product: mitochondrial ribosomal protein subunit L4
Exons: 1
Coding region: 1-750 (249 amino acids)
Biological process (GO): translation
Cellular component (GO): ribosome
Molecular function (GO): structural constituent of ribosome
Source: RefSeq, a predicted model, not a curated record
AUGCUCCAUCUUACAAGAUACAAAUUCCCAUCUCUUGAACCCACCAGCAUCCUUCAGGUUCCGAAGCACUUUUUGCAGGAACGAUUUCGACGCGACAUUCUGCAUCGUGCCGUCGUCUACGAGGCGGACGCAGAUAGACAAGGAACCGCUAGUACAAAACGACGCAGUGAAAUUAAUUGCUCUGGAAAAAAACUCUACCGCCAAAAAGGUACAGGUUAUGCAAGAGUAGGUGAUGCUUCAAGUCCUAUUCGUAAAGGAGGUGCCGUUGCUCAUGGUCCCAAGCCUCGAGAUUUCAGUACAAAGCUGCAAUCACAAGUCUACGACAUGGCCAUGCGUGUCGCCUUGAGCUAUAGAUUCGUAAAGGACGACUUGAUGGUCUUAGAGGAUCUCGUCGACAUUCCCGUAGGCCAAAGCCGUGUCUUGCAAGAGAUUAUACUCCAACACCAGCUUGGCCAUCCAUACGGGCGGUCCUUGUUUGUGUUACAUGAUGAAUUCUUUCAACCUAGAAACGCUAAACAAAACAAUUUUCUAAAGACUGCAUCUACUCAAGGCAAACAUAUGCAACUUUGCUCAGUUAGUGAAUUUCAAGUCCGUGAUGCCCUUAAAUAUGGUAAACUAUUUAUCGAUUCAAAAGCCAUGUCCGUAUUACUCGAGAAGCAUACUCGCAGACCCUCACUAUUCGCGCCUUCUACCACUUCUACUGCUACUACCUACCCUUCGGCUUCUACCGUUGCAAACGGAUCUCAAUGA